Molecule: messenger RNA, 2457 nt
Organism: Cololabis saira (Pacific saury)
Lineage: Eukaryota; Metazoa; Chordata; Actinopteri; Beloniformes; Belonidae
Exons: 21
Coding region: 1-2457 (818 amino acids)
Molecular function (GO): carbohydrate binding
Source: RefSeq, a predicted model, not a curated record
AUGGUGGCGAUGGUGAUGGUGUUGGUGGUACAAGGAGAGUGGAAGAAUAAAGCCAUCUGUAAUUUGAAGAACCGUGGUGUCGUGUGUUUCCUGGAGGGAGUGAUAGAGGGAGCAAACAGUUCUGGAGUCAUCGUUGUGAAGUCAGCGCUGUAUGGUCGUGACGACCGUGAGACCUGCAGUGAGGGCAGGUCUUCAAAACAGCUCUCCAAUACUCGAUGCUCCCAAGACGGAAUUGUCGACAUCGUCAAGGACAGGUGCGAUGGCCUUAAAUCGUGUGAGUUCAACAUGACUUUGGUGAAUGAGAAUGAUCCCUGUCAAGGCAUCUCCAAGUAUCUUAAAACCAUCUACCAAUGCCUGUCAGCGACUCAUCUCAUUGUGUGUCAGAACUCUCUCGCAUGGUUGACGUGUGGGAAAGGCCAGGUUAUCUCCGUCUACGGUGCAGAUUAUGGACGUCGUGACCGGACCACCUGCUCUUAUCAGAAACCGGGGUCCGAGACUAUGAACGUCAACUGCUCCAACCCCGCUAAAGAAGUUGCUGCAAGGUGUAACGGGAAACAAGACUGCAAAAUCCCAGCUAGCAACUCAGUGUUUAAAGAUCCUUGUUCAGACACAUACAAGUACCUUGAGGUGUCUUACACUUACCACCUUCAGGUUCACGUCUUGAUCGACUGUCCGGACCUGCUGGACGAUGAGUUGGCUGGAGGUCUCAGAGCUGGCGGGAGGCUCCGGAUGGAGGCACUGGCACAGAAACUGGCAGACCUGGCGGCCCUGAUCCGGAGCCAGGCGGAGCGGCAGACUGCAGCGCUGGAGAUGCUGGCAGCGCAGCAGCCGGCAGGGUGGGGUCGCCCGCCUACUCUGCUCGCAGAGGACCACCCCUUCACCUUCAGCUACCCGGACGUGCGGCGAGGGGUGCUGGACUGUCCAGGGCGGUCCUCGGAGGACGACGACUCCUUUUCCUUCACGUGCCCGUACGUGAGGCGAGCGGCGCGGGACCUAGACCGACUUUCCACAGAGAAAGCCAUAACCUGCGAUGGCUCCGGCAACGUCCAUCGUUUGCAAUGCAGUUCUGGAGUCAUCGUUGUGAAGUCAGCGCUGUAUGGUCGUGACGACCGUGAGACCUGCAGUGAGGGCAGGUCUUCAAAACAGCUCUCCAAUACUCGAUGCUCCCAAGAUGGAAUUGUCGACAUCGUCAAGGACAGGUGCGAUGGCCUUAAAUCGUGUGAGUUCAACAUGACUUUGGUGAAUGAGAAUGAUCCCUGUCAAGGCAUCUCCAAGUAUCUUAAAACCAUCUACCAAUGCCUGUCAGCGACUCAUCUCAUUGUGUGUCAGAACUCUCUUGCAUGGUUGACGUGUGGGAAAGGCCAGGUUAUCUCCGUCUACGGUGCAGAUUAUGGACGUCGUGACCAGACCACCUGCUCUUAUCAGAAACCGGGGUCCGAGACUAUGAACGUCAACUGCUCCAACCCCGCUAAAGAAGUUGCUGCAAGGUGUAACGGGAAACAAGACUGCAAAAUCCCAGCUAGCAACUCAGUGUUUAAGGAUCCCUGUUCAGACACAUACAAGUACCUCGAGGUGGCUUACACUUGUAAAUUGGCUUAUUAUAACCCUUAUCAUGGGCUCCUGAGCAAGUUUCAUUGCCUUCAUCUCAGCAUGAAAAUGGCAGAGUUGAACAAGUUCACUGCUGAGCAUCAAGAGGAAACGGGGUCAGGCGGGGACGGGGACGGUGUACCGGAGCCUCCCGCCAGCUCUGAGGCCUCCAGCCAACUUAUCGUCCAGCAGGUCCGGACAGUCGAUCAAGACGGGAACCUGAGGGUGGUCUAUCCGUCAAAGACGGACCUCUCCAACGACAUCAGCAACUUAACAGUCAUUUGGUCCUCCAGGUCUCUUCUACCUCAGACCUGUCCACAGUCCCAUGGAGUUCUCUGUUCUGGAGUCAUCGUUGUGAAGUCAGCGCUGUAUGGUCGUGACGACCGUGAGACCUGCAGUGAGGGCAGGUCUUCAAAACAGCUCUCCAAUACUCGAUGCUCCCAAGACGGAAUUGUCGACAUCGUCAAGGACAGGUGCAAUGGCCUUAAAUCGUGUGAGUUCAACAUGACUUUGGUGAAUGAGGAUGAUCCAUGCAAAGCCACCUCCAAGUAUCUUAAAACCAUCUACCAAUGCCUGUCAGCGAGGAAAGGCCAGGUUAUCUCCGUCUACGGUGCAAAUUAUGGACGUCGUGACCGGAGCACCUGCUCUUAUCAGAAACCGGGGUCCGAGACUUUAAAGGUCAACUGCUCCAACCCCGCUAAAGAAGUUGCUGCAAGGUGUAACGGGAAACAAGACUGCAAAAUCCCAGCUAGCAACUCAGUGUUUAAGGAUCCUUGUUCAGACACAUACAAGUACCUCGAGGUGGCUUACACUUGUAAAUCAGUUUCUCAUAACCCUUGUCAUGGGCUCCUGAGCGAGUUAUAUUGGUAA